AUGGCUCAUCUUUUUGUCAAACGUCUGAUAAAUAGAUUAUAUUCAAGGCCUUAUCUAUUAUUUACAAACACAGUUACCGGUGUUAUUUCGAUUUCGAUCGGUGAUGUUUUGCAACAAAAUCUGGAACAUCAUUGGUCUAAUCAUUCGAAACAGAAAAAUGCAAAUGAAGAUGAUCAACCGUUUGAAUGGAAUCGUACUAGAACAAAAAACAUGAUGAUUGCAGGAAUAUAUUUCAGCCUUUUUGGACAUUGGUGGUAUUCGUAUUUAGAUCGUAAAUUUCCAUCUCAAAUUAAAAGUUCUAUUGGCAAAAAACUGAUGGCCGAAUCAGCUAUGGGUCCUUUACUUGUAUCAUCCGUAUUUCUUUUAUUUGGCCAAAUUAAUGAGCAAAAAUUGGAAAUAACCUUUCAGCGGAUACGAAGCAAUUUCGGUUUGAUUUGUACGGCCGAAUGGUUAGUGUUCAUUCCGAUACAAUGGUUAAAUUUUGCUUUCGUACCACCUGCAUAUCGAUAUUUGUAUGUUGCUACUGUAUCUAUUGGUUACGAUGCUUUUCUAUCUUAUGUUUUCCAUAGGUUCGAAAGAUGA
This is a messenger RNA of Dermatophagoides pteronyssinus (European house dust mite), 582 nucleotides long. Its product is annotated as mpv17-like protein 2. Gene Ontology annotation, biological process: mitochondrial ribosome assembly. Gene Ontology annotation, cellular component: cytoplasm; mitochondrion; membrane. NCBI's taxonomy places the organism in Eukaryota, Metazoa, Arthropoda, Arachnida, Sarcoptiformes, Pyroglyphidae. The record is from RefSeq and is a predicted model, not a curated record.